This is a messenger RNA of Macroventuria anomochaeta, 2256 nucleotides long. RefSeq lists its product as uncharacterized. NCBI's taxonomy places the organism in Eukaryota, Fungi, Ascomycota, Dothideomycetes, Pleosporales, Didymellaceae. The record is from RefSeq and is a predicted model, not a curated record. The transcript has a single exon. Bases 227 to 2041 code for a protein of 604 amino acids.
AGCUUCCCUCAUUCGGAUCAGGCUCAGUACGUCACACUGGCCGCUCAGCUAGGAAGCGCCGUGAGGUUGAUGAACGUUACACCUCACCAACAACACGGAGAUCGCGACGCCUACAUGAUCAUGAGAAAUCACAAGAGACGAGCCCUCAUUUUGUGCAGGGCAAGCGCGAGGGCGACGCUGGAAGAGGUAGUGAUCUUGGGAUCGUCGACGUUGAAGCGGCUGACAUAUGACAGAAAAGCAGCGAGAAAGGAAAAGAAAGGGUACAGAUGCUGACAUCGAGACACAAUUACUCGAGGCCAAUAAGAAACGAUUGCUAAAGCAGCAAGACUGGAUUGGUGUUGCACCUUCAAGACCUGUUGACCUACAGUUCUUGUCGAUCAAAGAAAAGAGCCGAAUUGGCAAACGCAGGAAGUCCGACGGCAAGAGCAAAGCAGUCACUCGCCGUCGGAGCCCUACUACGUUUCCGCGUCGAGCCGGCCAGGGUGAGCUCGAACGUCGUGGGGACACGUUCAUGCGUGCUCUGCCCGUAGUCACCGCUGCUGCUAACAUUCGAGUUCGAAUUGGGUCAGAUGAUUUAACGACUGCUGCAUCAACGCAACCCAAAAACUACGCCCGGUCACAGACUAAUUCAGACUCCAUGCUCUUCGAUGAGGAGGGUGUAGACGCAGCACGGCAAAUGGAGUCAGAAGCCCCGCAGAGCGUCACUCCUUCCGGUCACGCACUCGCUGCGAACCCCAGGUCGAAUGUGAACCAGCCUGCAAAGUCUGACUCUGACUUUUCGCUUCAGCAUGGCCAGUCUGCACACCGUGGUCUUACGGAAGGACCGGAUGUUCAUGCAAACGAGCGCAUUCGGUAUGUUGCAGCUGAAGCGAACACGCUGGACCAGUCUGUCCAACAGAGCGAAGCGACAGACCCAAGCUAUCGACUCACGCACCACGUGGGAGGUAUCGAACGCCCUCUGAAGCUAGUCUUCGAUAGAAGAAGUCCUUCAAGAGUUGGUCAUACAGCGUCGCCGACUGGCCAAAUUGGCAAGGCGCAGCGUGUCCAUGCAACUUUCAACGCCAAAGAAACCGAGACUGGACAUGCAUCCCGAAACGUCGGUGAGGCUCACCAAUCUGUUAUCAGAAGACCUCCAAAUGCACCUGCAAUCGUCGAUGAUGAACCCUGGAGGACGUACUUGGACAUAGGCACGUCGAGCUCUGGCCAGGUCCGUGUCAACGACGAGACCGGAACGAGCGUCCCGCAGCCUCAUGUUUCUGCACGAAACACUAGAGCUGAUCGCACAAGCUGCCCACAGCAUACCGCCCAGGGCAAUCUUACGCACGUCAACUUGUCGACAGUCUCCGCCUCUUUGCUUGCUCCAAAACGGCGGAGUGACCGCCUUCCAGACGCACGUCCCCUUCUGCGAACCGCUGCGAUCAAAGAGGUUGACGACAACGAGCAAGUCUGGCGAUGCUUUGUUGGGCUCGGUAGUGACCCGCAAUCUGCCAUUGACACGAUCCACACUCACAAUGAGACAAGUGAGGACUCGAUGUCGCGAGCAACGAAGGGCUAUGCUUCGACAAGGCCGCCGCUGUCUAACGCUGUCAGCUUGACACCAUUUCCGUCUACACCGUUCAGGUCACUAUCAGGACAGGCUUCUCGCAUAAGUGACGACAUGCAAUAUGCGCCACACUCAGGGUCCCGGUCGAUCACCUCAGCGGCUCCAUCCUAUGCGGCGUGGGGUCGCAUCGGGUCACCGAAUGAGGACGUCCAGAAUGAAGGUCAGGGCGAGGAGACACCUGCACGCAGCCAUUUCGGCGAGCAAUCGACCCAUGCCUCAUCACAGAACCAUGCAUCGCAUGCCAGCGAGAUGUUCAGUGAUACAAGAACGUCCCGCGGUGAUCUGGACCGGCGUGGUCGCGUGUGGGACGAUGUUUCGAGGCGGGCGCAGGCGAGUGGAAGCGUUGUUUUGCAACGAGGUCGGGGUUCAUCUAUCUGGGACAUUCCAGAUAGCGAUGAAGCGGGUAUCGACCUUGUCAACCCGGACAGGUUGACGUGAGCUUGUUUCGCGUCAAGGUGUUGCUGGGAAAGACGCGUACAGCAAUCGGAUUUACGGCGUCUCUUUUGUUUUGUUCAGACAGACACGUCUAGCUAUCGCCUAUGUCAAGAAUGGUGAAGGUCAAGGUUUUACACGACAUCAAAAAAUCUCGUUUGACAGAUGCUGUGUCACGCUCUUUUUAGCAUGAGCUGAGCUGAGCUGAGCUGACUACCCAA